CUGCGGGAAUGUUGACAGCCUGACAGACGCGGGGUUCUGGUGUCAUGGAAUCUCCGAGCCUUUGGCUUGAUCCCGGGAGGAGAAUGAGAGGGGGAGGAGGGAGAUAGAGUCACAGAUACAGAAAGGAGACAGGAGCGGGGAGAGGGAGAGAAGGAGGGAAGCGGGAGAUUUUUCUUGACUGCCCCCUUUCCUUCAAACAUUUUAUAGGCUUCAGGGAGAGAGAGGAGGAGGAGAGAGGGAAGAAAAAAAGAGGAGAGCGAGAGGGGUAGAGAGCGCGCGCCGUUCCCUCCGGAGUUCCCGAGCUGCUGAGGAGUCUGGAUUGUGUCUGUCCCCAGUGUCAGAUGAAAGGGCGCUGAGGCUCUUGGCCGCUGCCCCGCGCCCAGCUCCGCGCACGCCCCUCUGCGAGUCCGGCCGCCGAGCGCCUCUUCCCGCCCGAGCCGCCGCCUGCGCUCCGGGGCAGCCGCUCUGUCUCCAGCGCGAUGUGGCCUCGCCUGGCCUUUUGUUGCUGGGGUCUGGCCCUCGUUUCGGGCUGGGCGACCUUUCAGCAGAUGUCCCCGUCGCGCAAUUUCAGCUUCCGCCUCUUCCCCGAGACCGCGCCCGGGGCUCCCGGGAGUAUCCCCGCGCCGCCCGCUCCUGGCGACGAAGCGGCGGGGAGCAGAGUGGAGCGGCUGGGCCAGGCGUUCCGGCGACGCGUGCGGCUGCUGCGGGAGCUCAGCGAGCGCCUGGAGCUUGUCUUCCUGGUGGAUGAUUCGUCCAGCGUGGGCGAAGUCAACUUCCGCAGCGAGCUCAUGUUCGUCCGCAAGCUGCUGUCCGACUUCCCCGUGGUGCCCACGGCCACGCGCGUGGCCAUCGUGACCUUCUCGUCCAAGAACUACGUGGUGCCGCGCGUCGAUUACAUCUCCACCCGCCGCGCGCGCCAGCACAAGUGCGCGCUGCUCCUCCAAGAGAUCCCUGCCAUCUCCUACCGAGGUGGCGGCACCUACACCAAGGGCGCCUUCCAGCAAGCCGCGCAAAUUCUUCUUCAUGCUAGAGAAAACUCAACAAAAGUUAUAUUUCUCAUCACUGAUGGAUAUUCCAAUGGGGGAGACCCUAGACCAAUUGCAGCGUCACUGCGAGAUUCAGGAGUGGAGAUCUUCACUUUUGGCAUAUGGCAAGGGAACAUUCGAGAGCUGAAUGACAUGGCUUCCACCCCAAAGGAGGAGCACUGUUACCUGCUACACAGUUUUGAAGAAUUUGAGGCUUUAGCUCGCCGGGCAUUGCAUGAAGAUCUACCUUCUGGGAGUUUUAUUCAAGAUGAUAUGGUCCACUGCUCAUAUCUUUGUGAUGAAGGCAAGGACUGCUGUGACCGAAUGGCAAGCUGCAAAUGUGGGACACACACAGGCCAUUUUGAGUGCAUCUGUGAAAAGGGGUAUUACGGGAAAGGUCUGCAGUAUGAAUGCACAGCUUGCCCAUCGGGGACAUACAAACCUGAAGGCUCACCAGGAGGAAUCAGCAGUUGCAUUCCAUGUCCUGAUGAAAAUCACACCUCUCCACCUGGAAGCACAUCCCCUGAAGACUGUGUCUGCAGAGAGGGAUACAGGGCAUCUGGCCAGACCUGUGAACUUGUCCACUGCCCUGCCCUGAAGCCUCCCGAAAAUGGUUACUUUAUCCAAAACACUUGCAACAACCACUUCAAUGCAGCCUGUGGGGUCCGAUGUCACCCUGGAUUUGAUCUUGUGGGAAGCAGCAUCAUCUUAUGUCUACCCAAUGGUUUGUGGUCCGGUUCAGAGAGCUACUGCAGAGCAAAAUGUGAUCGAAUUGCUUUCAUUUUACAUAGUAAGAACAUGUCCUCAUCUCCGCCAGCCGAAACAUGGCCACAUCAGCUGUUCUACAAGGGAAAUGUUAUAUAAGACAACAUGUUUGGUUGCCUGUGAUGAAGGGUACAGACUAGAAGGCAGUGAUAAGCUUACUUGUCAAGGAAACAGCCAGUGGGAUGGGCCAGAACCCCGGUGUGUGGAGCGCCAGUGUUCCACCUUUCAGACGCCCAAAGAUGUCAUCAUAUCCCCCCACAACUGUGGCAAGCAGCCAGCCAAAUUUGGGACGAUCUGCUAUGUAAGUUGCCGCCAAGGGUUCAUUUUAUCUGGAGUCAAAGAAAUGCUGAGAUGUACCACUUCUGGAAAAUGGAAUGUCGGAGUUCAGGCAGCUGUGUGUAAAGACGUGGAGGCUCCUCAAAUCAACUGUCCUAAGGACAUAGAGGCUAAGACUCUGGAACAGCAAGAUUCUGCCAAUGUUACCUGGCAGAUUCCAACAGCUAAAGACAACUCUGGUGAAAAGGUGUCAGUCCACGUUCAUCCAGCUUUCACCCCACCUUACCUUUUCCCAAUUGGAGAUGUUGCUAUCGUAUACACGGCAACUGACCUAUCCGGCAACCAGGCCAGCUGCAUUUUCCAUAUCAAGGUUAUUGAUGCAGAACCACCUGUCAUAGACUGGUGCAGAUCUCCACCUCCCGUCCAGGUCUCAGAGAAGGUACAUGCUGCAAGCUGGGAUGAGCCUCAGUUCUCAGACAACUCAGGGGCUGAAUUGGUCAUUACCAGAAGUCAUACACAAGGAGACCUUUUCCCUCAAGGGGAGACUAUAGUACAGUAUACAGCCACUGACCCCUCAGGCAAUAACAGGACAUGUGAUAUCCAUAUUGUCAUAAAAGGUUCUCCCUGUGAAAUUCCAUUCACACCUGUAAAUGGGGAUUUUAUAUGCACUCCAGAUAAUACUGGAGUCAACUGUACAUUAACUUGCUUGGAGGGCUAUGAUUUCACAGAAGGGUCUACUGACAAGUAUUAUUGUGCUUAUGAAGAUGGCGUCUGGAAACCAACAUAUACCACUGAAUGGCCAGACUGUGCCAAAAAACGUUUUGCAAACCAUGGGUUCAAGUCCUUUGAGAUGUUCUACAAAGCAGCUCGUUGUGAUGACACAGAUCUGAUGAAGAAGUUUUCUGAAGCAUUUGAGACGACCCUGGGAAAAAUGGUCCCAUCAUUUUGUAGUGAUGCAGAGGACAUUGACUGCAGACUGGAGGAGAACCUGACCAAAAAAUAUUGCCUAGAAUAUAAUUAUGACUAUGAAAAUGGCUUUGCAAUUGGACCAGGUGGCUGGGGUGCAGCUAAUAGGCUGGAUUACUCUUACGAUGACUUCCUGGACACUGUGCAAGAAACAGCCACAAGCAUCGGCAAUGCCAGGUCAUCACGGAUUAAAAGAAGUGCCCCAUUAUCUGACUAUAAAAUUAAGUUAAUUUUUAACAUCACAGCUAGUGUGCCAUUACCCGAUGAAAGAAAUGAUACCCUUGAAUGGGAAAAUCAGCAACGACUCCUUCAGACAUUGGAAACUAUCACAAAUAAACUGAAAAGGACUCUCAACAAAGACCCCAUGUAUUCCUUUCAGCUUGCAUCAGAAAUACUUAUAGCCGACAGCAAUUCAUUAGAAACAAAAAAGGCUUCCCCCUUCUGCAGACCAGGCUCAGUGCUGAGAGGGCGUAUGUGUGUCAAUUGCCCUUUGGGAACCUAUUAUAAUCUGGAACAUUUCACCUGUGAAAGCUGCCGGAUCGGAUCCUAUCAAGAUGAAGAAGGGCAACUUGAGUGCAAGCUUUGCCCCUCUGGGAUGUACACGGAAUAUAUCCAUUCAAGAAACAUCUCUGAUUGUAAAGCUCAGUGUAAACAAGGCACCUACUCAUACAGUGGACUUGAGACUUGUGAAUCGUGUCCACUGGGCACUUAUCAGCCAAAAUUUGGUUCCCGGAGCUGCCUCUCGUGUCCAGAAAACACCUCAACUGUGAAAAGAGGAGCCGUGAACAUUUCUGCAUGUGGAGUUCCUUGUCCAGAAGGAAAAUUCUCACGUUCUGGGUUAAUGCCCUGUCACCCAUGUCCUCGUGACUAUUACCAACCUAAUGCAGGGAAGGCCUUCUGCCUGGCCUGUCCCUUUUAUGGAACUACCCCAUUCGCUGGUUCCAGAUCCAUCACAGAAUGUUCAAGUUUUAGUUCAACUUUCUCAGCGGCAGAGGAAAGUGUGGUGCCCCCUGCCUCUCUUGGACAUAUUAAAAAGAGGCAUGAAAUCAGCAGUCAGGUUUUCCAUGAAUGCUUCUUUAACCCUUGCCACAAUAGUGGAACCUGCCAGCAACUUGGGCGUGGUUAUGUUUGUCUCUGUCCACUUGGAUAUACAGGCUUAAAGUGUGAAACAGACAUCGAUGAGUGCAGCCCACUGCCUUGCCUCAACAAUGGAGUUUGUAAAGACCUAGUUGGGGAAUUCAUUUGUGAGUGCCCAUCAGGUUACACAGGUCAGCGGUGUGAAGAAAAUAUAAAUGAGUGUAGCUCCAGUCCUUGUUUAAAUAAAGGAAUCUGUGUUGAUGGUGUGGCUGGCUAUCGUUGCACAUGUGUGAAAGGAUUUGUAGGCCUGCAUUGUGAAACAGAAGUCAAUGAAUGCCAGUCAAACCCAUGCUUAAAUAAUGCAGUCUGUGAAGACCAAGUUGGGGGAUUCUUGUGCAAAUGCCCACCUGGAUUUUUGGGUACCCGAUGUGGAAAGAACGUCGAUGAGUGUCUCAGUCAGCCAUGCAAAAAUGGAGCUACCUGUAAAGACGGUGCCAAUAGCUUCAGAUGCCUGUGUGCAGCUGGCUUCACAGGAUCACACUGUGAAUUGAACAUCAAUGAAUGUCAGUCUAACCCAUGUAGAAAUCAGGCCACCUGUGUGGAUGAAUUAAAUUCAUACAGUUGUAAAUGUCAGCCAGGAUUUUCAGGCAAAAGGUGUGAAACAGAACAGUCUACAGGCUUUAACCUGGAUUUUGAAGUUUCUGGCAUCUAUGGAUAUGUCAUGCUAGAUGGCGUGCUUCCAUCUCUCCAUGCUCUAACCUGUACCUUCUGGAUGAAAUCCUCUGACGACAUGAACUAUGGAACACCAAUCUCCUAUGCAGUUGAUAAUGGCAGCGACAAUACCUUGCUCCUGACUGAUUAUAACGGCUGGGUUCUUUAUGUGAAUGGCAGGGAAAAGAUAACAAACUGUCCCUCGGUGAAUGAUGGCAGAUGGCAUCAUAUUGCAAUCACUUGGACAAGUGCCAAUGGCAUCUGGAAAGUCUAUAUCGAUGGGAAAUUAUCUGACGGUGGUGCUGGCCUCUCUGUUGGUUUGCCCAUACCUGGUGGUGGUGCGUUAGUUCUGGGGCAAGAGCAAGACAAAAAAGGAGAGGGAUUCAGCCCAGCUGAGUCUUUUGUGGGCUCCAUAAGCCAGCUCAACCUCUGGGACUAUGUCCUGUCUCCACAGCAGGUGAAGUCACUGGCUACCUCCUGCCCAGAGGAACUCAGUAAAGGAAACGUGUUAGCAUGGCCUGAUUUCUUGUCAGGAAUUGUGGGGAAAGUGAAGAUCGAUUCUAAGAGCAUAUUUUGUUCUGAUUGCCCACGCUUAGGAGGGUCAGUGCCUCAUCUGAGAACUGCAUCUGAAGAUUUAAAGCCAGGUUCCAAAAUCCAUCUGUUCUGUGAUCCAGGCUUCCAGCUGGUCGGGAACCCUGUGCAGUACUGUCUGAAUCAAGGACAGUGGACACAACCACUUCCUCACUGUGAACGCAUUAGCUGUGGGGUGCCACCUCCUUUGGAGAAUGGCUUCCAUUCAGCCGAUGACUUCUAUGCUGGCAGCACAGUAACCUACCAGUGCAACAAUGGCUACUAUCUAUUGGGUGACUCAAGGAUGUUCUGUACAGAUAAUGGGAGCUGGAACGGCGUUUCACCAUCCUGCCUUGAUGUCGAUGAGUGUGCAGUUGGAUCAGAUUGUAGUGAGCAUGCUUCUUGCCUGAACGUAGAUGGAUCCUACAUAUGUUCAUGUGUCCCACCGUACACAGGAGAUGGGAAAAACUGUGCAGAACCUAUAAAAUGUAAGGCUCCAGGAAAUCCGGAAAAUGGCCACUCCUCAGGUGAGAUUUAUACAGUAGGUGCCGAAGUCACAUUUUCGUGUCAGGAAGGAUACCAGUUGAUGGGAGUAACCAAAAUCACAUGUUUGGCGUCUGGAGAAUGGAAUCAUCUAAUACCAUAUUGUAAAGCUGUUUCAUGUGGUAAACCGGCUAUUCCAGAAAAUGGUUGCAUUGAGGAGUUAGCAUUUACUUUUGGCAGCAAAGUGACAUAUAGGUGUAAUAAAGGAUAUACUCUGGCCGGUGAUAAAGAAUCAUCCUGUCUUGCUAACAGUUCUUGGAGUCAUUCCCCUCCUGUGUGUGAACCAGUGACGUGUUCUAGUCCGGAAAAUAUAAAUAAUGGAAAAUAUAUUUUGAGUGGGCUUACCUACCUUUCUACUGCAUCAUAUUCAUGCAAUACAGGAUACAGCUUACAGGGCCCUUCCAUUAUUGAAUGCACGGCUUCUGGCAUCUGGGACAGAGCGCCACCUGCCUGUCACCUCGUCUUCUGUGGAGAACCACCUGCCAUCAAAGAUGCUGUCAUUACGGGGAAUAACUUCACUUUCAGGAACACCGUCACUUACACUUGCAAAGAAGGCUAUACUCUUGCUGGUCUUGACACCAUUGAAUGCCUGGCCGACGGCAAGUGGAGUAGAAGUGACCAGCAGUGCCUGGCUGUCUCCUGUGAUGAGCCACCCAUUGUGGACCACGCCUCUCCAGAGACUGCCCAUCGGCUCUUUGGAGACAUUGCAUUCUACUACUGCUCUGAUGGUUACAGCCUAGCAGACAAUUCCCAGCUUCUCUGCAAUGCCCAGGGCAAGUGGGUACCCCCAGAAGGUCAAGACAUGCCCCGUUGUAUAGCUCAUUUCUGUGAAAAACCUCCAUCGGUUUCCUAUAGCAUCUUGGAAUCUGUGAGCAAAGCAAAAUUUGCAGCUGGCUCAGUUGUGAGCUUUAAAUGCAUGGAAGGCUUUGUACUGAACACCUCAGCAAAGAUUGAAUGUAUGAGAGGUGGGCAGUGGAACCCUUCCCCCAUGUCCAUCCAGUGCAUCCCUGUGCGGUGUGGAGAGCCACCAAGCAUCAUGAAUGGCUAUGCAAGUGGAUCAAACUACAGUUUUGGAGCCAUGGUGGCUUACAGCUGCAACAAGGGGUUCUACAUCAAAGGGGAAAAGAAGAGCACCUGCGAAGCCACAGGGCAGUGGAGUAGUCCUAUACCGACGUGCCACCCGGUAUCUUGUGGUGAACCACCUAAGGUUGAGAAUGGCUUUCUGGAGCAUACAACUGGCAGGAUCUUUGAGAGUGAAGUGAGGUAUCAGUGUAACCCGGGCUAUAAGUCAGUCGGAAGUCCUGUAUUUGUCUGCCAAGCCAAUCGCCACUGGCACAGUGAAUCCCCUCUGAUGUGUGUUCCUCUCGACUGUGGAAAACCUCCCCCGAUCCAGAAUGGCUUCAUGAAAGGAGAAAACUUUGAAGUAGGGUCCAAGGUUCAGUUUUUCUGUAAUGAGGGUUAUGAGCUUGUUGGUGACAGUUCUUGGACAUGUCAGAAAUCUGGCAAAUGGAAUAAGAAGUCAAAUCCAAAGUGCGUGCCUGCCAAGUGCCCAGAGCCGCCCCUCUUGGAAAACCAGCUAGUAUUAAAGGAGUUGACCACCGAGGUAGGAGUCGUGACAUUUUCCUGUAAAGAAGGGCAUGUUCUGCAAGGCCCCUCUGUCCUGAAAUGCUUGCCAUCCCAGCAAUGGAAUGACUCUUUCCCUGUUUGUAAGAUGGUUCUUUGUACCCCACCUCCCCUAAUUUCCUUUGGUGUCCCCGUUCCUUCUUCUGCUCUUCAUUUUGGAAGUACUGUCAAGUAUUCUUGUGUAGGUGGGUUUUUCCUAAGAGGAAAUUCUACCACCCUCUGCCAACCUGAUGGCACCUGGAGCUCUCCACUGCCAGAAUGUGUUCCAGUAGAAUGUCCCCAACCUGAGGAAAUCCCCAAUGGAAUCAUUGAUGUGCAAGGCCUUGCCUAUCUCAGCACCGCUCUCUAUACCUGCAAGCCAGGCUUUGAAUUGGUGGGAAAUACUACCACCCUUUGUGGAGAAAAUGGUCACUGGCUUGGAGGAAAACCAAGAUGUAAAGCCAUUGAGUGCCUGAAACCCAAGGAGAUUUUGAAUGGCAAAUUCUCUUACACGGACCUACACUAUGGACAGACCGUUACCUACUCUUGCAACCGAGGCUUUCGGCUCGAAGGUCCCAGUGCCUUGACCUGUUUAGAGACAGGUGAUUGGGAUGUAGAUGCCCCAUCUUGCAAUGCCAUCCACUGUGAUUCCCCACAACCCAUUGAAAAUGGUUUUGUAGAAGGUGCAGAUUACAGCUAUGGUGCCAUAAUCAUCUACAGUUGCUUCCCUGGGUUUCAGGUGGCUGGUCAUGCCAUGCAGACCUGUGAAGAGUCAGGAUGGUCAAGUUCCAUCCCAACAUGUAUGCCAAUAGACUGUGGCCUCCCUCCUCAUAUAGAUUUUGGAGACUGUACUAAACUCAAAGAUGACCAGGGAUAUUUUGAGCAAGAAGACGACAUGAUGGAAGUUCCAUACGUGACUCCUCACCCUCCUUAUCAUUUGGGAGCAGUGGCUAAAACCUGGGAAAAUACAAAGGAGUCUCCUGCUACACAUUCAUCAAACUUUCUGUAUGGUACCAUCGUUUCAUACACCUGUAAUCCAGGAUAUGAACUUCUGGGGAACCCUGUGCUGAUCUGCCAGGAAGAUGGAACUUGGAAUGGCAGUGCACCAUCCUGCAUUUCAAUUGAAUGUGACUUGCCUACUGCUCCUGAAAAUGGCUUUUUGCGUUUUACAGAGACUAGCAUGGGAAGUGCUGUGCAGUAUAGCUGUAAACCUGGACACAUUCUAGUGGGCUCUGACUUAAGGCUUUGUCUAGAGAAUAGAAAGUGGAGUGGUGCCUCCCCACGCUGUGAAGCCAUUUCAUGCAAAAAGCCAAAUCCAAUCAUGAAUGGAUCCAUCAAAGGAAGCAACUACACAUACCUGAGCACGUUGUACUAUGAGUGUGACCCCGGAUAUGUGCUGAAUGGCACUGAGAGGAGAACAUGCCAGGAUGACAAAAACUGGGAUGAGGAUGAGCCCAUUUGCAUUCCUGUGGACUGCGGUUCACCCCCAGUCUCAGCCAAUGGCCAGGUGAGAGGAGACGAGUACACAUUCCAAAAAGAGAUUGAAUACACUUGCAAUGAAGGGUUCUUGCUUGAGGAAGCCAGGAGUCGGGUUUGUCUUGCCAAUGGAAGUUGGAGUGGAGCCACUCCCGACUGUGUGCCUGUCAGAUGUGCCACCCCGCCACAACUGGCCAAUGGGGUGAUGGAAGGCCUGGACUAUGGCUUCAUGAAGGAAGUAACAUUCCACUGUCACGAGGGCUACAUCUUGCACGGUGCUCCAAAACUCACCUGUCAGUCAGAUGGCAACUGGGAUGCAGAGAUUCCUCUCUGUAAACCAGUCAACUGUGGACCUCCUGAAGAUCUUGCCCAUGGUUUCCCUAAUGGUUUUUCCUUUAUUCAUGCGGGCCAUUUACAGUAUCAGUGCUUUCCUGGUUAUAAGCUCCAUGGAAAUUCAUCAAGAAGGUGCCUCUCCAAUGGCUCCUGGAGUGGCAGCUCACCUUCCUGCCUGCCUUGCAGAUGUUCCACACCAGUAAUUGAAUAUGGAACUGUCAAUGGGACAGAUUUUGACUGUGGAAAGGCAGCCCGGAUUCAGUGCCUCAAAGGCUUCAAGCUCCUAGGACUUUCUGAAAUCACCUGUGAAGCCAAUGGCCAGUGGAGCUCUGGGUUCCCCCACUGUGAACACACUUCUUGUGGUUCUCUUCCAAUGAUACCAAAUGCGUUCAUCAGUGAGACCAGCUCUUGGAAGGAAAAUGUGAUAACUUACAGCUGCAGGUCUGGAUAUGUCAUACAAGGCAGUUCAGAUCUGAUUUGUACAGAGAAAGGGGUAUGGAGCCAGCCUUAUCCAGUCUGUGAGCCCUUGUCCUGUGGGUCCCCACCGUCUGUCGCCAAUGCAGUGGCAACUGGAGAGGCACACACCUAUGAAAGUGAAGUGAAACUCAGAUGUCUGGAAGGUUAUACGAUGGAUACAGAUACAGAUACAUUCACCUGUCAGAAAGAUGGUCGCUGGUUCCCUGAGAGAAUCUCCUGCAGUCCUAAAAAAUGUCCUCUCCCGGAAAACAUAACACAUAUACUUGUUCAUGGAGACGAUUUCAGUGUGAAUAGGCAAGUUUCUGUGUCGUGUGCAGAAGGGUAUACCUUUGAGGGAGUUAACAUAUCAGUAUGUCAGCUUGAUGGAACCUGGGAGCCACCAUUCUCCGAUGAAUCUUGCAGUCCAGUUUCUUGUGGCAAACCUGAAAGUCCAGAACAUGGAUUUGUGGUUGGCAGUAAAUACACCUUUGAAAGCACAAUUAUUUAUCAGUGUGAGCCUGGCUAUGAACUAGAGGGGAACAGGGAACGUGUCUGCCAGGAGAACAGACAGUGGAGUGGAGGGGUGGCAAUAUGCAAAGAGACCAGGUGUGAAACUCCACUUGAAUUUCUCAAUGGGAAAGCUGACAUUGAAAACAGGACGACUGGACCCAACGUGGUAUAUUCCUGCAACAGAGGCUACAGUCUUGAAGGGCCAUCUGAGGCACACUGCACAGAAAAUGGAACCUGGAGCCACCCAGUCCCUCUCUGCAAACCAAAUCCAUGCCCUGUUCCUUUUGUGAUUCCCGAGAAUGCUCUGCUGUCUGAAAAGGAGUUUUAUGUUGAUCAGAAUGUGUCCAUCAAAUGUAGGGAAGGUUUUCUGCUGCAGGGCCACGGCAUCAUUACCUGCAACCCCGACGAGACGUGGACACAGACAAGCGCCAAAUGUGAAAAAAUCUCAUGUGGUCCACCAGCUCACGUAGAAAAUGCAAUUGCUCGAGGCGUACGUUAUCAAUAUGGAGACAUGAUCACCUACUCAUGUUACAGUGGAUACAUGUUGGAGGGUUCCCUGAGGAGUGUUUGUUUAGAAAAUGGAACAUGGACAUCACCUCCUAUUUGCAGAGCUGUCUGUCGAUUCCCAUGUCAGAAUGGGGGCAUCUGCCAACGCCCAAAUGCUUGUUCCUGUCCAGAGGGCUGGAUGGGGCGCCUCUGUGAAGAACCAAUCUGCAUUCUUCCCUGUCUGAACGGAGGUCGCUGUGUGGCCCCUUACCAGUGUGACUGCCCGCCUGGCUGGACGGGGUCUCGCUGUCAUACAGCUGUUUGCCAGUCUCCCUGCUUAAAUGGUGGAAAAUGUGUAAGACCAAACCGAUGUCACUGUCUUUCUUCUUGGACAGGACAUAACUGUUCCAGGAAAAGGAGGACUGGGUUUUAACCACUGCACAACCAGCUGGCUCUCCCAAAAGCAGGAUCAUCUCUCCUCGGUAGUGCCUGGGCAUCCUGGAACUUAUGCAAAGAAAGUCCAACAUGGUGCUGGGUCUUGUUUAGUAAACUUGUUACUUGGGGUUACUUUUUUUAUUUUGUGAUAUAUUUUGUUAUUCCUUGUGACAUACUUUCUUACAUGUUUCCAUUUUUAAAUAUGCCUGUAUUUUCUAUAUAAAAAUUAUAUUAAAUAGAUGCUGCUCUACCCUCACAAAAUGUACAUAUUCUGCUAUCUAUUGGGAAAGUUCCUGGUACACAUUUUUAUUUAGUUACUUAAAAAGAUUUUUCAAUUAAAAUAUAUUUUGCUACUAAAUAA
Pan troglodytes (chimpanzee) is the source of this 11592-nucleotide messenger RNA. RefSeq names its product sushi, von Willebrand factor type A, EGF and pentraxin domain containing 1 (gene SVEP1). NCBI's taxonomy places the organism in Eukaryota, Metazoa, Chordata, Mammalia, Primates, Hominidae. The transcript is spliced from 48 exons. Gene Ontology annotation, molecular function: calcium ion binding. The record is from RefSeq and is a predicted model, not a curated record. The coding region runs from base 1636 to 11229 and encodes 3197 amino acids.